Molecule: messenger RNA, 4009 nt
Organism: Zalophus californianus (California sea lion)
Lineage: Eukaryota; Metazoa; Chordata; Mammalia; Carnivora; Otariidae
Gene: CIMAP1B
Product: outer dense fiber of sperm tails 3B
Exons: 11
Coding region: 509-1390 (293 amino acids)
Cellular component (GO): cytoskeleton
Source: RefSeq, a predicted model, not a curated record
CAGCAACCAGCUCACAGCUGCCGGUAGAGGUUCGGGUCUCCCAGCACGUGCAGCAGAUUGUCGCUCAUCAAGGAAUAUGUCUCCUGCAGCAGGCCGGGCUCCGCGUGCCGCUGGGCGAAGGCCAGGACGUCCAGGCAGUUGCCCAGGACCCUGGCUAACUCUGAGGGACAAAGAGUCUGAAGGCGAGGAGGUUGGGCCUACAGGACACGGGACUUCUCCCUGACUCAGGCAGUGAGGAGAUGGCCAAGGAGCAUCCCUGGCACCCAGCCUGGGCUCUGCUGGACCUCAGAUCCGUCCAUUUCUGGAAUGGAUGUAUUGAAGCCUGGGGAAGGGUGGCACCAACGCUCCGAUCCAAGGCCUAGUCUGCAGGGCUCCAGCGAGUGCCCUGGACUCCGAGGACGAAAAGUCGGGUCGGCAGAGGGUGCGGGGGGGGGGGGGGGGAUGGGCGGAGCCAAGUUGGGGUACGGGGAGGUCAGUCCCCGUUGCCAGGAGGCGGGAUCUGGACACAAUGGGGUCUGGGAGUUGGGCUGGGCGGGGGCGGGAAUCCAGGUACCCCACCUUGCCUUCCCGGCCGGCAGCCACAAAAAAAGGUACCGCAGGCCGUAAGCGCACCCCACCCUUGUGCGCUAUGGGCUCGGACAUCUGGGUCGGCCCUUGGCGGCCCCACCGGCCCCGCGGCCCCAUCGCAGCGCUCUACAGAGGCCCGGGGCCCAAAUACAAGCUGCCACCGAACACCGGCUACAUCCUGCACGACCCGUCGCGGCCCCGCGCCCCGGCCUUCUCCUUCGGCGCGCGCCUCCCCACGCAGCAGACUUCUUGCGGCCCGGGGCCCGGCCACCUGGUUCCUGCUCGCAUGACCGUGCGCGGCCCCGACGGCACCCCCGCCUACUCCAUCUACGGCCGCCCCCGCCACGCAGCGCCCCGCCUCACUCCCGGACCUGGCAGGUACUUCCCUGAGCGAGCCGGGAACGCGACGUACCCCUCUGCGCCUCGGCAUACCAUCGCUCCCCGAAACUGGGGCAUCCCUGCGGAGCAGCAGACCCCAGGCCCUGGGACCUACAAUGUGCCCUCGCUCCUGGGUCCGCGCGUCAUCGGUAAAGUCUCGGCCCCAACUUACUCCAUCUAUGGCCGCAGCGCAGUGGGCAGCUUCUUCGAGGACCUCAGCAAGACCCCGGGCCCCUGCGCCUACCACGUGGUGAACACUGGGAUCUACAAGUCUCGGGCCCCCCAGUUCUCGAUGCUGGCGCGGACUUCACUCCCCCAAGACAACACCCUGAAUCCGGGACCCGCAGCCUACAACGUGGACCAGCACCGGAAGCCUCGCGGCUGGACCUUCGGGAUCCGGCACUCGGACUACCUGGCCCGGGUCCUGACCAAUGCAGAUGAUUGACCGGCCGGGAGGGCGCAGCCCCACAGACGUUUGCUUAAAGCUUCCCGAGCCAGCAGCGUGUCCCCCUCUCUGCGUUCGCGGCGGGCGCGCGGGGCGGGGAGCGUGCGCGGCGGGAUACUCGGGCCCGGGAAGGCACGGAAGUCGCGCGCCCGGGGGCCUUCGUGAUUGGUCGGGGCAGAAGAGAGCAGGGUCGUCCCGCCCCCCUGAGGCGGCCAUUGGCCCAGAAUCCCGCCUGUCUGGGCGGCCCGGCCCAUCCGCCGUCCUCCUGCGGCCGCGGGCCAGGCCCGGCGGAACGCGUCUGGAAUCUAAAGCAGGACCGGUGAGGGCCACUGUCCGGGACAGGUACAGGCCGGGGUCAAGUUCUGAGCCCGAGAAGUGGAAGCCGCACACGGAGACACGCACACGGACAACACAGACACAGGACAGAGGUGCGGAUACGAAAGGGAGAAACCGGAUCCCGUCGGGACAAGUGCACCUGCCGCAGAAACACGGACACAGGGCGGCGGCAGGUUCCAGCUGUCUCGCACCCCGCAGGCCCGGAGCGAUGGGGCCACAGGGAGCCAGGGCCCUCCACAGCCCAAGCGACUCCCGUAGCUGAUCUGUCUGAACGAGACAGGCCGCCCGAGCUAGGGAGACCUCAGGGGCUUCGUGCGCGCUGUGGACGGGAGCGCGCAGGGCGUGCAAAUUGGUGCGCGGGAACUUAUGGGCGCCUCUGAGCCCAAGAUCAGCCCCAGAGACCGCCUGCCCCCGGGGGCCCCACAGAGCCCCACCCCUGUCAGUGACCCCAGGAUAACCCACCGCUGUGGCAGCACCCCCAUCGUGUUGGCUACAGCGCCGUAUCCCGUGCCUCGGGGCCAUGCUAACGGCCAUGCCACUGCAAGGCAUGGACCUGGAGAAGACAGUGGCGCUGACCCAGGCCCUGGCCAAGUCUGGGCAGCAGCUCACAGACAACUAUUGCACAGGGGGAGUGGGUGACAAGGUCAGCCCGGUCCUCUUACCUGCCCUGGCUGCCUGUGGACCGCAAGGUUAGAAGAUGCCUCCUCUCCAGACCUUAAAGAGGUUAGCAACCCAAAGCCAGUUUUUAAUUUCAAGCCUGGCCUAGACGGAGUCCCCAAAGGCAGACCCAGGCUUCUCACCCCCAGGACAGAACUUAGGUGCCCCCCCCAUCGGCCCCCAUAGCAGGACCAAGUUAUCCAGCCCCUUGGGUACCCCAGUCAGGACUCCCAAAGGAAGAACUGGGUGUUCCUCUCCUUGGUUCCCCAGACUUGAGCCCUCAGGAUAGUCCUCCUCAUCACUCCCCAUACCAGAUCAGGACAAUUUCUUUCCCAUUCCCUCUCCACCAGCGGCACAUCCACUACAACUGCUUAGAACUCCAGCUGAAGUCCUAACCAGGGAAAGUAAGGGGGCUAGCUGUGCAGUGCACUCAGCACCCCUGCCAGCAGGUACCAAUGAUCAAGAGAUGGGGUCUGAAGGGCGGGGCACAACUUGGAUAAACUGGAGUCGAUUUCUCUAUUCACUGUCAUCCAGAGCUCAGGUGGGCUGACUGCUCACUGAUCUAGGUUAUUGUUAGUAAUAUUGGCCAGAAUCUCUGAAGAAUCACUGAUUGAUCAAUAUCCAACCCUGAUGAAUGACCUAAGUUAUUUAUGGGCCAUUGAUGGUCAUUGAACUUCUGUCUUCAGAGAAACUUCGAUUGGAGUCAUUAAUAGGGACUUGAUCAAAAUCACUGUUGCAUCUCUAAUCACCAUAGGACAUUGGUCAAUAUCCCUGAUGGGUCAGACCAGUCAUUAAUGAGGACUUAUCAGAACUGUUCAUAAAUCUGUGGUCAUAGUCUUGGACACUCAUCAUGGUUGCUGAUGACAGUGUCAGUGCAGGGGUCACUGAAGGUCACUGGGAGUCCUGAUGCAGGGGAGUUUGGCCAGAUGUAGGGGCUGCUGGAGGGAGUGGGCUGCUGUCCUGUGGAUCAGGGCAGGAGGCUGGUUCCUGUGGAUGGACUCCUGUAUGAAGCCAGAGGUGUCAGCCACUAUUAACGCCUCCUAGUCAUCACAGGUAACCUGACCCCAGACUCUGGGUCUACCUCCUGCGUAUUAAAGACGCCUGACCUCUGACCGCACAAAGUCCAGAUCCCCAUCAGGGGACCAUGGGACCUCCCCCAAAACAGACGAUCUGGACCAACCCCAGGGUCAGUGUCCCCUCAUCACAAGAUGCCUGACCACUGGGGCGCCUGGCUGGCUCAGUUGAUAGAGCAUGCAACCCUUGAAGCCAGGGUCGUGGUUUCAAGCCCCACCUAGGGUGUAGAGAUUAUUUAAAAAACAAAACAAGAUGCCUGACCACCAACUCAAGAGGGUGACCUGACUGAUGCCCCCUCCCCCAUAGGGAACUUGGCCUCAAUGUUCAGGGUCCUUAACCUUUCAUGACUGACCCAAGAGGCAGAAUUCCCCACAUCCCCUAGGAAGCUCCAGGCUCCUUAUCACUUCCAGCCCCCUCUGCCUCCCCCCACAGCCUUCAUCCUCGGUCAGAAAAUGGUGGAGAGGGGCGCCUGGGUGGCUCAGUUGUUAGGCGUCUGCCUUCGGCUGGGGUCGUGAUUCUGGGGUCCUGGGAUCGAGCCCCGCACUGGGCACC